AUGCCUUCUUCUCUUGCUCGCUUCACCCUCUGGGCCCUUCUUGGUCUGGCGCAGUGCAAGGCUGCGACCUACUCGCAGAGUCCGCUUGGCUUCAACAGAGAUUCCUCCAUGACGGUCGUUCUCAAGGACACAAUCACAGUCAAACAUCCCGCUGAUGUGGCGAAUGUCAACAUACGAGUCAAAGCGAGCGGAGAGACUAAAGCUGAUGCCUUUCGCCUCACGAGAGAACGGCUGGCUAGUGUUGAGGAAGCACUCAGCUCCUUCAUGCCCGCGAAGAAGGGUGGGGUGGGUGAGGCUGGGUGGAAUGCUUCUGGUGUCGAGAUUGAUUACAGUCACCGAUGGAAGGGCGACGGAAUUGAAGAUGACAUGGAUAGUGAGGACGGCGCGAAGAAAAGCACGAACAAGACCAUCAAAGCGGUCGGCAGACUCUGUGCUCGCUUCCACGAUGUCGACAUGCUGAGGGCGUUCGCCACCGAGAUCGUAAAGAGACAACAGGACGUGACCUUCGGUGAGAUCGACUGGGACAUGUCCAAAUCCGCUAGAAGAGGUGCCCAGGUGGAGCAGAGGCGUAACGCCCUGAUGCAGUUCGUAGAGGCUGGCGAGGACUGGUCGACUACGCUCGGGUAUGGAAAGUCAACUGUGGUUGAGCUCGAGGAGAUGUACUCCUAUGUUAGUAGCUCUAGCGAAGAGCGUGGGCGGUGCGGGAGGUCGUGGUAUGAGUUCGAGGAUGAAGAGGAGGAGGAGAAAGAGAGUGUUCUGGCCAAGUUGUUGGGUAAGGAGUGGGAGGUUCCGCUCGCAGAGUUGAACACGGAGAUGAAGUGUACAUUGAGGCUGGAGUGA
Molecule: messenger RNA, 840 nt
Organism: Recurvomyces mirabilis
Lineage: Eukaryota; Fungi; Ascomycota; Dothideomycetes; Mycosphaerellales; Teratosphaeriaceae
Exons: 1
Coding region: 1-840 (279 amino acids)
Source: RefSeq, a predicted model, not a curated record